AUGACUGAAGAUUUAGAUCACAGAUUCAGUUGUCUCACAUGGGAUCAGAUAAAAAUACUGGAUCAAGUAUUAACUGAAGUAAUACCCAUUCAUGGAAGAGGAAAUUUUCCAACACUCGAGGUAAAGCCAAAGGAUAUCAUUCAUGUUGUAAAGGAGCAGCUUAUUGAGAAGCAAAUCACUGUUAGAGACAUCCGCCUGAAUGGUUCAACAGCUAGUCACAUCCUUGUGAAACAGAAUGGAACUAGCUACAAAGACCUGGACAUCAUUUUUGGUGUUGAACUACCAAGUGAACAAGAAUUUCAGGUUGUUAAGGAGGCAGUACUGAAUUGUCUACUAGACUUUUUACCAAAAUGUGUCAAUAAAGAAAAGAUCACUGCUCAGACUAUGAAAGAUGCAUAUGUGCAAAAGAUGGUCAAAGUCUCCACUGAUCACGACCGCUGGAGCCUCAUCUCAUUGUCAAACAACAGUGGGAAGAAUGUAGAACUAAAAUUUGUAAACUCACUCAGACGACAGUUUGAAUUUAGCGUUGACUCCUUUCAAAUAAUACUGGACUCCAUGUUAAAUGUUUACAGUGAUACAGAAUGUGAAUUGACAGAAGACUUUCAUCCCACCAUUAUUGCAGAGAGCAUGUAUGGAGACUUCAAUGAGGCAAUGGACCAUUUAAAAUACAAACUUAUUUCCACAAGGAACCCUGAAGAAAUCAGAGGUGGAGGCCUUCUGAAAUACAGCAACCUUCUGGUUCGUGACUUUAAGCCAGCAGAUGAGGCUGAAAUUAAAUCUUUAGAACGUUAUAUGUGUUCCAGAUUCUUCAUUGAUUUUCCUGAUGUGGCUGAGCAGCAAAGGAAAGUUGAGUCAUAUUUGCGCAACCAUUUCAUUGGGGAAGAAAAGAGCAAGUAUGACUACCUGAUGACUUUGCGCGGAGUUGUAAAUGAGAGCACAGUGUGUCUCAUGGGACAUGAACGACGACAAACUCUGAAUAUGAUUACAAUUCUUGCUUUAAAAGUACUUGGAGAACAAAACAUCAUCCCAAAUGCAGCCAACGUAACAUGCUACUAUCAGCCCGCUCCAUAUAUCAGUGACAGGAACUUCAGCAAUUACUAUGUUGCUCAUGGACAGCCACCUGUCAUCUACCAGCCAUAUCCAUUUCAUAUACAAAUGCAAAGUGGAAUGGUUUAGUAAAAGUUAGCCUCCUCACUGCCCACCCCACUACCCCAGUUGU
Chelonoidis abingdonii (Abingdon island giant tortoise) is the source of this 1219-nucleotide messenger RNA. RefSeq names its product terminal nucleotidyltransferase 5D (gene TENT5D). NCBI's taxonomy places the organism in Eukaryota, Metazoa, Chordata, Testudines, Testudinidae. The record is from RefSeq and is a predicted model, not a curated record. Gene Ontology annotation, biological process: mRNA stabilization. Gene Ontology annotation, molecular function: poly(A) RNA polymerase activity; RNA binding.